Molecule: messenger RNA, 1074 nt
Organism: Porites evermanni
Lineage: Eukaryota; Metazoa; Cnidaria; Anthozoa; Scleractinia; Poritidae
Source: the annotation of a GenBank genome assembly
AUGGAACCUUCUUCGCAACUUUUGUCCAACCCGAAUUCCAUUGAUAAUCAGUCCUCCCUUAUCAACAGCACAGCUGUAGCCAUUACUUCUUUAGUUUACGUAUUCGCGCCGGCAGAUUUCAGCAUAAAACUCGUUCUUGUUGUACUUUUAGUAAUUUUUGGAGUCAUCGGAUUGGUGGGCAACAUCCUAAUUCUUUAUUUUCUUUCCAAGAAAAAGUCAGUUCCUUUUCUGCAGUCUUCUCCUUUCCUAAGAAACUUCAAUCUUUACAUGAAGAGUUUAGCUCUUUCAGAGUUACUCGUAAUUUCCAUUGGAGGUGUUUUAGUUGGUAUAGAACUAAUGUAUGAUGCAUUCCAAAAUGGCUGGCCUUGUAAAAUACGUCGAUAUAUCAGCGGUACGUUUUACGUUAUAAGAGCGAAUAAUUUAAUUGUUAUAAGCACCGAGAGGUUUCUUUCAACCCGUGAUGUUCCUAAAACGUUCAGUGGUUCCACUGUCCGUAAAUUAGUGUAUACAGCGUGGCUUUCAGGGUUUUUAAUGGGAUUGUUUCCAGCAGCAACAGUAAAUGGUGCAAGAUACGAUAUUAAUGCUACACAUUACACAAUUGUCUGUAAAUCCGAUACCAGUUAUCUACCUACCAGAGUAAUUAUGGUAGGCUUCGUACUGAUACAGAUCGUCAUACCAAGCAUUGCUUUGAUUUGUAUGAACAUCAUCAUAGCCAGAAGGAUAUGGAAAGGAAGCAAAAGAAGGAUCGAUAUACAACGAGAUAACGCCAUUAGGGCGAAGAUGAGAUCACACCAAAUCAAAAAAACUAGUUUAAUUAUAAUUGUCACCAUAGCUUCCGUUCUUUCUUAUUCGACAAUACUGUAUUACACAGCCUUUGUUGCGGUAGCUAAGCCAUCGCUAGAUUUCCAGGACGAUUUUGUGAUAAGACAUAUUAGUCGGGUGCUAGUUUUUUCCGGCAGUGCUAUAAACUUCAUCACAUAUCUGGUUCAGAUGAAGGAUUUCCGUGUAUUUUUACUGAAACAUUUUUGCGGCAAGGGUGUUGGAAAUGCUCAAAUUAAUCCUAAUGUAGAAUAG